Messenger RNA from Oncorhynchus kisutch (coho salmon), 7425 nucleotides. RefSeq names its product putative Polycomb group protein ASXL2. Gene Ontology annotation, molecular function: peroxisome proliferator activated receptor binding; chromatin binding; DNA binding. NCBI's taxonomy places the organism in Eukaryota, Metazoa, Chordata, Actinopteri, Salmoniformes, Salmonidae. The transcript is spliced from 13 exons. Gene Ontology annotation, cellular component: PR-DUB complex. The coding region runs from base 42 to 4571 and encodes 1509 amino acids. Gene Ontology annotation, biological process: animal organ morphogenesis; positive regulation of transcription by RNA polymerase II. The record is from RefSeq and is a predicted model, not a curated record.
ACACUGUCAAAUUCAACACUAAUCAGUACAAGACCGCAGCGAUGAGGGAGAGACAGAAGAAAAAGAAGGGGAGGACAUGGGCAGAAGCUGCUAAAACGGUAUUGGAAAAGUACCCGAACACACCCAUGAGCCACAAAGAGAUCCUACAGGUGAUCCAGAGGGAGAGACUGAAAGAGAUCAGAAGUGGUACUUCCCCGCUGGCAUGUCUUAAUGCUAUGCUCCACACCAACUCUCGCAGUGAAGAAGGGAUCUUUUACAAAGUACCUGGACGAAUGGGGGUCUACACACUGAAGAAGGACAUUGGGGACGUGGUGAAGGAACUGUCUGAGGAGGGGUCGGAUGUGAAUGAGCUGUCUGAGGGGUCAGAGGAGCUGUCUGAGGAGGGGUCGGAGGUGAAGGAGCUGUCUGAGGAGGGGUCGGAGGAGGGCGGUAGUGAUAAUCUGUCUGAUUCCCAGAGAAGCACAGAGAACAACAACUACAACGCUAACAACCAGGAGGGCAGGAGGGGACGGUGGAGGAGGAGAGGGCCUUCCAAGCUGCCGCCCGAUCCGUUGUCUCCUCAGCCACGCUGUUCAUCUCCCUCUGUCCCCAGCAGCAAGCUCAUCUCUCCUUCACAGAAACACUGCAAGAAGGCCCUCAAACAGGCCCUGAAGCAGCAGCAGCAGAGGAACCAGCGGAGACAAGGGGGCAUGCCCACAACCUCCAGCCCUAGACUACUGCUUAAGACUGACACCAUUGCCACUAAGUCCGACUCCUGUCCUGCUGCUGGUACCAGGAAGAUGUCCCAGAGGUCCAGUCGACUCAGUGCACGGCAACUGAAGCGUACCAAGUGUGCAGAGAUAGACGUUGAGACACCAGACUCUAUCCUGGUUAACACCAAUCUGCGUGCCCUGAUCAACAAACACACCUUCUCUGUUCUGCCCACAGAGUGCCAAGAGAGGCUACUGACGCUACUGCCUGAGGUCGACCAACAGGCCUGUAUGGAUGGUCUGUUGAAGGUAACCAGUUCUGCCUUAAACAAUGAGUUUUUCACAUCAGCAGCUCAGUCCUGGAAGGAACGACUGGCGGAAGGUGAGUUCACUCCUGAGUUGCAGCUGAGAAUGCGUCAGGAGAUUGAGAAGGGGAAGAAGGUGGAGCAUUGGAAGGAGAGCUUCUUUGAGAACUACUAUGGUGAAAACUCUGGACUCAGCUUAGAGGAAUCCAAAGAGCUGCUUGAGUCUGGUCUCAGUUUGGAGCUCUCAGCCACCAAAGCCCAGUCAUCUCCUCCAUCACAGCCACGUCCUGCUGGCCAAGUACUGCAAGACGCCAAGAUCCCAUCGAACAGCUGCCAGACUCGCUCUUCAGAGAGGAGGCUCCGAUCAUCAUCACUGCCCAUAAACCCGACAUGUAAACCCAUAGAACCUACCAAGUUAAGGCCAGAGCCUGUUCAAGAGGAAACAGUAGCAGUCCCACCCGUUGUACUACCAGUGCUGCCAGCAAAGAUUGUUCAGAAGACACUGGAGGUUGAGUACCCCAGACACAGGACUCGUAGUAGAGGUUUAUCCCUACCUAUAGUGGCAGUGGAGGCAGCUCUUGUGCGGAGACAUGAUGUGGUGGAUUCAACCUCAACGGUUACUCCACUUGGAGAGAAGCAGAAGGAGGAAGAUGAGGAGCAGGAUUUGAAAGAAGCCCAGCCAGACACCCCCCAGUACCCUGAGAUCCCCCCGUCCCCUGAGAUCCCCCCGUCCCCUGAGAUCCCCCCGUCCCCUGAUAUCCCCCCAUCCCCUGAGAUCCCCCCGUACCCUGAGAUCCCCCCGUACCCUGAGAUCCCACCAUCCCCUGAGAUCCCACCAUCCCCUGAGAUCCCACCAUCCCCUGAGAUCCCCCCGUACCCUGAGAUCCCCCCGUCCCCUGAGAUCCACCCGUACCCUGAGAUCCCCCCGUACCCUGAGAUCCCACCAUCCCCUGAGAUCCCCCCGUCCCCUGAGAUCCCCCCGUACCCUGAGAUCCCCCCGUACCCUGAGAUCCCCCCAUCCCCUGCCCAGGAGAGUCAUCCAGAGGUCUGCCCUCAGAUUAAGCUCAGUUCAUCACUGCCCAUCGACCUUCCAGAGCCUCUGGGCGUGGACAAGCAUAGUGGGGAGAGGAGGGAAGAUGUUGACGUUACACCAGAGAGAGGAGCCUCUGCCCCUGUGUCAGUCACCGCUGUAUCCGCCCCUGUAUCCACCCCUGGAACCACACCUGUACCCAUCACCCCUUCCCCGGAGCCGUUGAAAAGGAAGUCCUCGUCCAGUGAACAGGAAGUAGAGCUGACUCCAGAGAAGAGGGCCCGCAUCACUCCACCAGCAGUAUCUGUGGUAACCUCUCCAGCAGCCACAGUAACAACAGCACAGAGAGUGCCUCCGCUUCAGAUUACUGUGUCGCAAAUCCUAUCAGUCCCAGUCCUUGCGUCUCCAACCCAGGUGUCCCCUAGGACGCCUCUCCCUGUCUCCCUCAGUCCCAGUCCUAGCCCUGGUCCUAGCCCUGGACGCAUUGGUGCUCGCACUCUGGCUGACAUCAAGGCUAAAGCCCAGCUAGCCCGGACCCAACGUGCAGCAGCAGCUGCAGCGAGCUCCUUCUCUAAAGGUGCAGUACCAGGCCCUGGACCAGGAGGAGGCAGUGGAAAGCAAGGAAACCAUAGGGCUUCAGGCCAGACCCUCCACUCCAGACCCCCCUCCUCCACCCAAAGCUCCACCCAAUCUCAGUCAACCACCAAGCUGCCAGCAAGCAGCACCAUUGGUCAAUCUACCUGUCAAUCACCCGAUGCAGUCACCACACCAGCCCACUCCAGUUCUGUCCAAUCAGGCUCCUCUGUGCCCUUUGACCUUAGCCUGUCUCAAAGAUGCUCCAACACCAGCAGAGCGUCUCUCACUGAUGACCGACAGAGAGGCUACUUUGCUGGUAACAUGAGCCCAGGUUUUCUGAUGAGACCUCAACAUGGGAACACUCAACUUAUAUCACACCCAUCAGGUCCCCAGUCAACCUCUAGCCUCACUUUAUCUGUGUGUAAUGUGAAGAGCCAGUAUGCAUCUGGAGGCUCCAUGGCAGCCAGGGCUAGCCACUUCAUCCCAGCCAACAACCCCCUGGUCACGUCUCUCCUCCAGGGGAAAGAGGUCCCUCUGGAACAGAUCCUCCCCAAGCCGCUGGACAAGGCAGAGGUCCAGCUGACCCAGGCCAAACCCUCCCAUGAUGACAAAUGGAAGAUAAAGUCCCACAGCACAGCCGGGACAGCCAGUGGUGAAUGCCAGAGUCAGUACCUACACUCUGGUGGUGUGGAGGACAACAGUAGAUCCAAACAGCAAGGAUCUAUAGGCCCCUCCCCCUCCACCAUACCUGGAACAAGAGCAGGUAAGUUGGCAGAGCUCCAGCACCAUCAAAGGGAAACACCUAACAAAGACAUCCAGGAGCAGAUCCUCAGGGCUCUGAUGCAGAGGGCCACCCAGCAGCACCAGAACCAGCCGUAUGGGGUCUCAGGCGAGGCUCAGCGUGCCCAGUUUGGAGCCUGCAAUCUAGGGCACCAGGAGGAGUGUGGGGACCAUCCCCGGUUCUCCGCUGGGUUCCCUGGAAGGAAGAGGAUGUCCAGGCCUGCCAUGUCAGGGCACUAUCUCCUCAAUGUUUCCACGUACGGGCGAGGCUCAGAGAGCAGUAAACGCUCCCACCCAUUGGCUACUGCCAACACCUCACUGACCCCUCUGGCCAAUCUGAAGAGAGAACACACAGAGGGAGAGGAGCUGGCUAACGAUGGGGAGGAGUCCGUGGAGAAUAAGACUCAUUCUCAUUCUAACUCAGCUGGAGGAGUCAAGAUGGAACAGCAGGGCUUCUCAAUCACAAAAAUGGGUGAAGCGCUGGGCUUUCAGCGCUGUUCCAGGAUAAAGUCUGAGUCUCCAUCAGUGGAGGGCUGUCUACCGGAACGGAACGACAACAGUUUAGCCAGUACAGAGAGAGACAGUGGCACUUCUGCAAGAGCCAAAGAAACCAACCUUUUCACCCAAUCACAGCACAGGAGGCACCUGGAACUUUGCAAUAGUAAACAGGGUGGUCCUUCUGAGCCAUAUCGGGUAUCUGUAUCUCCCCACAUGGGGACCGUGGACCCCAGUCACACCAGUACUUACCAGCAUCCGUCUGCCUUUCAAACCCAGAGACCUCCAAUCAAUAAUCAGGAAUCCAUGGUGGGGUCCUGCUACAGUGGCACCAUCAGCAUGUCUGUACCUCACACUCUGAGUCUGAACCACAGUGCUGCUGUUUCAGGUAGCGCUUCCAGCACCUCCCUCUCUGUGUCAGGUAGUGGUGGGGACAGUGGCAGUGGCACCGGCAGUGUCAUGUCUUUCUCAGUGACCGUCACUACCAUACCUGCCGGUCACCCUUUGGACCACAUAAACCAGGGGGAGGGGUCUCCAGAGCAGGGGUGUAUGGAGGGAUCUGGUAUAGAGGACGUUCAGUCGAAAUGCUACUGCCGACUCAAAGCUAUGAUCAUGUGUAAAGGGUGUGGGGCCUUCUGCCAUGACGAUUGCAUUGGCCCUUCGAAACUCUGUGUCUCAUGUCUAGUGGUACGAUAAAACGAAUGUUAGAAAUGUAGAAAUGAUUUGUUUCAAAUCUUUAUUGUUGCACCAAGGAACAAGUCAGCAUCAGGUAAUCUACCAUUGUCAAGAAGUAGUUACCAGCAGGGUUGGGGUCAAUUCGAUUUCAGUUCAGGAAGUAAACUGAUUUGAUUUCCGAUUCUAAUUUUCUCACAGAAAAAAGGGGGAAUUGCAAAGUCAGUUUAUUUCUUGAAUUGAUUCAAUUGAAGUGGAAUUGACCCGAACCAUGGUUACCAGGGUAAAAUGCACAGUGGCCAUACUAAACCCAACCCAUGGUUUUCAGUGGGGAGGCAAAGCAUUUACGCUAGAAGAUCAUAGUCUUGUUUAAUCUGUUCCAUCUGAGAAAGACUGGUUUGUUUUGGGCAAUUCACAGUAGUAGUUUUGUUUUGAACAGUUCAAAUCAAAUCUGCACCUUUCAGACUUGAGACAUGUUGAAUCUUGGCAAUACUUUGCACUUGGACAUGUUAUUGUUCUAUAUUUUUGUAAAGAUAGUUUAGAUUUUUAAAAGGAAAGAAAAAAAUGAAUGUUGCUAUUUUUGUAGAACGUAAUAACACUGUUGUUAUGUUAAAGACUGCCACUCCUUCUUGUGGAGUUUAUGUUAUGAUGUUUUAAAAGGUGAAGAAGGGAGUUCAAUGGGGUUUGCGUGUAGGUGAGGGAGUACAAAUAUACUGAUUUAUAUCGAUUUUAAAGGUUGCAAUCAAUCAUUUACAUAUUUACAGUACUAGAAACAGUCUUACAGAUAUAUAACAAGAGAAUAGAUAUUUGAAAUUAUUAUUUUGAUUAUAAAAAAUAUGUCACAAUUAUUGCACUUAGCUUUUCUAAGAACUAACACUUACUGGGCAAAGGACUUGAAUGACAGCUCUACUGUGUGUAUACUGUACACUAUACAUGUAGUGUACACUGUACAUGUAGUGCACACUAUACAAGUAGUGUACAGCCUUCGUACUCUUAACAUGGUGUUGAAAAGUUAAAGCACUUCACUGAUAAAUAGUGCCCUUCGAGGAGCAAGCUGAGUAGCCUGGUUCCAGAUCUGUUUGUAAUUGUUUUAUAACUGUGGCCAUAGGAGUUGUCAAUACAGUACUAACAGAUCUGCGGCAAGGCUACUAACCAAGAUCUUUCCCAUUUCAGUCUAAGGUCAUUGGUGAAGUUUUACUGACACCGUGAACCUUCAUUGAACCUCGACUGAAAGAUAUUCUGUCUCAUUAUUUUUCAUACGUGGAUGCUUGUUUGUGGAUAGCAACGUAACCAUUAGCCCUGAUGUACAGAUAAAACACUCAGAGAAAGAAGGGAGUAAAAUGUAUUAUUCUGUUGCUUUUUAAAUAUUGUCUUUAAGCUAUAUUUAGAAAUGAAUUCUCUAUCUAAGCUUUAUGUACGUUGCUUAAGCAUAUCCAACAUUAUAUCCAAUGGUAUAUGUUUUUAUUGCAAAACAGUUUAUAUCUCUAAAAGAAACUACGCAAAAAAUGUGUAUUUAAACGCUAAAUGCUGUACUAUCAAGAAACCAUUCCAAGUAUAGGUGAUAGAGAGGUACAGUUUACUACAUAUAAAGCAAAGGCACAUAAUAUUGGUAUGCAUGGUGAUUGCAAUUAUAAAAUCUAAAUGUAUCAAUCCUAUUUUUGAAUGAUCUGACUAAAACUAAAGAUAGUUGCUGAGUACCGGUAUAUUUUAUAGAAAUCAUUUCCAUGGUAACAUGCCAAAGUCACCUCAUGAAAACUAAAAGAUCAGAUCUCGGUUUUUAAAAAUGUCUGACUAGUUAAAGAAAUUAAUAUAUUUUAAGUCAUAUAUUUUAAUAUAAAAAACCUAUUUACAAAUCUUUUUAUUUUUAUUUUUUAAGAACAGGGUAUUUUUUAAAAACAUUUUUGUUUGAGUGGGACAGACCAAUUACUUUUGUAACAAAAAAAAUCCCCAGGUUUUCUGAUUCUGUAUGUCCUUUUCCACUGAAGUCCUGCCUGGAAUAAUUUAUCCCUCUGAACUGAAUGCUCUUGUAAUGACUUUGGUUAAUAAGGAUCUUUGUUUUAUGUCUUACACAUAUUUUCUGCGUUAACUAUGUGCUUUAUUUAGGGGAAAAUGAAUGCCUGUAAAUUAACAAUACAAUUUCAUGGCACCGUUUGUAAGUGGUCGGUGGAUUGGAUCCAGGCCCUGUGUGUGCGUGUGUGUCACAUGAUUCUCAAAAGGUUCGAAGUCUACGUCCCAAAUAGCACCCUAUUCCUUUAUAAUGUUGGGAAUAGUGCGCCAAUUGGGAAGCAACCAAAUGGUUCAUAAAUGGAGGGUUCAUAUUUUGUAAGGAUAUAAAAGAUACCUUAUAUUUAUGAUUUCCCCUCUAUUGUUGCAAACUUUUAAUGAAGUUUAGUAUUGAGUAAAAAUGGUUUUAAAAACAACAAAAGUUCUGUUGACUGACUUGUGAUGGUGACUGGAUUGCAAAGAGAAAGUUGUUUUUACCUACAGUACAUUUUGUAAACAGGCAGCUAAUGUCUUUAUUGAUGAAUAAUUGGUUUAGUAGCCUACUCAACUUUGUCCUUUUUCUCAAACCUUGAUUGACUUUUUUUUUAAAGCAAUUGAUAGCCUAAAUUCAGAGGGAUAUAUUAAUUAGAUUAAUUUUGAAACCUAAGGACAAAGAAUAAAGGUUGAGGAUAGAUUUGGAGGAAAAGGGUUUUCUAAGUGUCAUCGGGCAAUCAAUAAUGGUUUGAAAAUAUCUGUUUGUCUUGUGAAGGGUGCAGUCCCCUCAGUCUGUCAUUUUGGCUGUUUUUACAUUUUAAACUCUCCAUUUCAAAAUGCAGGUGAAUGUAAUAUAGUAAUCAGCACUUGUCAACAAAGAAUAAAUAACAAUGAGAAAACA